CGACGGUCGGCGCGAGCGCACCCCGCGCACAGCCUCCGAGUGUACAGUGCGGAACGAGUGACGAGUGACGAGCACUACCGCAGUGAACAGUGCGCACCCCGUGUCCACAAGCUCAACCAUAGCAGCGACAGUGAGCGCGGCGCCGUCGCAGCUGCUGGCAGGCGCGGCGAGCGGGCCCGUGCGGAGCGGGGCAUGCGGGCCCCGCCACGCCGCACGCCCCAUGGGGCCCCGCGCCGCAGUCGCCCUGGCGCUGGCACUCGCCUGCUGCUGUCUGCUGCACUGCGCGGCGGGAGCAGGCGUGUUCGAGCUGCAGAUCCUGGAGUUCUCGAACUACCGCUUGCGGCUGAUGUCGGGUCGGUGCUGCGGCGGGGGCGACGCCGGCGGUGAGGUCGGCGCGGGGGGGGCGCCGUGCGGCCGCCCGUGCCGCACGCGGUUCUCGCUCUGCCUCAAGGAGUACCAGUCGGCGGCGGCGCCGGGCGCGUGCUCGUUCGGCCGCGCGGCGUCGCCCGUUCUCGGCACUGACUCCUUCACACUCGCCGACCCCCUCUACACUCUGGCACUGCCCUUCUCCUUCCGUUGGACGCGAUCGUUUACCUUGAUACUGCAGGCCUAUGACGACUACAACUACACAGAUCCAGACAAGGAGAGCGGUCUGAUCGAGGAGGCGUGGUGGUCUGGCAUCGUGGAGCCGGGCGCGGCCUGGCACGCUCUGCGUCACGCGGGCGCCGCGGCCGCGCUGGCCUACCGCGUGCGUGUCACGUGCCAGCCCAACUACUACAACAGCACGUGCACGUCCUUCUGCCGGGCGCGUGACGACCAGUUCGGCCACUACGCCUGCUCCGCCGCCGGCGACAAGCACUGUCUGCGGGGCUGGCAGGGCGACAACUGCGAGAUCCCUGUCUGUAAGGAAGGGUGCCAUCCGACGCACGGCCGCUGCGACAGCCCCGGCGAGUGUCUGUGUCGGCCGGGCUGGCGCGGCGAGUUGUGCGCGCAGUGCCAGCCCUACCCCGGAUGCAAGCACGGCUACUGCAACGGCUCCUCCUGGGACUGCACGUGUGACACCAACUGGGGCGGCAUACUCUGUGACCAAGAUCUAAACUUCUGCGGAACCCACGAGCCGUGCCAGCACGGCGGCACCUGCGAGAAUACCGCGCCAGACCAGUACUUGUGCAAGUGUGCCGAGGGCUUCUCUGGAGUGGACUGCGAGCGCGUGGACAACCCGUGCGCCCCGCAGCCCUGCGACCACGGCACGUGCGCGCUGGCGGCGCCGCCCCCCGCCGCCCCCGCGGGGUCCCCGGCGCCCGCGGCCGCCCCCUCGCCCGGCUUCGUGUGCACGUGCGAGCGGGGCUGGGGGGGCGCGCGCUGCGACCAGGACAUCGACGACUGCGCGGGGGCUCCGUGCCGGCACGGCGGCACGUGUCGCGACCGGCUGGACGCCUUCGUGUGCGACUGUCCCCCGGGCUGGGCUGGAGCCACGUGUGCCGACGGUGAGGACCUCCCCAUAGCCACAUGA
Messenger RNA from Leptidea sinapis, 1513 nucleotides. RefSeq names its product protein serrate-like (gene Ser). Gene Ontology annotation, biological process: cell communication; multicellular organism development; establishment or maintenance of epithelial cell apical/basal polarity. The transcript is spliced from 8 exons. The record is from RefSeq and is a predicted model, not a curated record. NCBI's taxonomy places the organism in Eukaryota, Metazoa, Arthropoda, Insecta, Lepidoptera, Pieridae. Gene Ontology annotation, cellular component: protein-containing complex; plasma membrane. Bases 221 to 1513 code for a protein of 430 amino acids. Gene Ontology annotation, molecular function: calcium ion binding.